AUGAAUUCUUUCAUUGAACUUUUAAAACCUAGUCGACUUACUGUUUGCAAUGCUCCUGAUGAUGACUAUAGAAGAUUAUUAAAGUUAACUAUUGGUGAAAUUUUAUCAAUAACACAAAUUUAUCAUUUGAAAAUUUCCGAAGAAAAUAUUUGUUGUACUAAAUUAAUCGAUAAAUUACCUUCACUUUAUUCAUUAAAAAUCUUUUCUUUGAAAUUAUUAGAGCUAAUAUUUGCCGAUUUCUACGAACAUAAACUUCAUUUGGUAGCAAAUAAUAAUAAUAUCACCAAAGUUUAUCUAUUCAAAAUGAAUACUAUCGAAGAAGUUUAUUUUCUUAUAAGACUUUGUCCUGAUAUAGCAUAUCUCAAAGUCAAUUUUAUCAAUAAUAUUGAUUAUGAAGUGUUUCUAAAAGAUCUUUUAAUGAAAAUUAAUAAUGCUGGCAAUCAAUAUCUUCAUUUAUUAUGUCUUUAUAUCCCAACAGCAAACAAUGAAAUGAUUAGCAAAUUACAAGAUAUGAUCAAUCGUGAGAAACUUCUUCAUCGUUUUAUCAUUAAACUUGAAUUUGAUAAUAUGUAUCAUUAA
Rotaria sordida is the source of this 579-nucleotide messenger RNA. Lineage: Eukaryota; Metazoa; Rotifera; Eurotatoria; Philodinida; Philodinidae. The record is from the annotation of a GenBank genome assembly.